AUGGAGGUGGAUGAUCAGUCAUCGAGGCGACGUGGCAAUAGCCAAUGUCGUAAGUUUAUUCGACAUGAUCAUGUUCAAGGACACGAGCGUCUAUUUCGUGAUUGCUUUGCUGAAAAUCCAGUAUAUCCCUCGAAUCUAUUUCGAAGGAGAUUUCGGAUGAGUCGUCCCCUAUUUCUUCGUAUUCUAAAUGAAGUAGAGUCUUACGACCCGUACUUCGUCCAGAGAAGAGAUAAUGUUGGCGGACUCGGUAUUGGUGAAAGCACCGCAAUGGAGAGCCUAAAAAAAUUUUCUGAGACAGUAGUAACUGUUUUCUCAGAAGAAUAUCUAAGGUCUCCAACUGCUAAUGAUAUAGCUCGAUUGCUUGCAGUUGGUGAACAACGAGGAUUCCCAGGAAUGUUGGGAAGCAUUGAUUGCAUGCAUUGGAAGUGGAAAAAUUGUCCCGCAGCUUGGAAAGGUAUGUAUUCUGGCCACAUCCGUGAACCAACUAUUAUUUUAGAAGCAGUUGCUUCAUAUGAUCUCUGGAUAUGGCAUGCCUUUUUUGGUAUGCCCGGUUCACAUAACGAUAUUAAUGUGCUAGAGAGAUCUUUUAUUUUUACGGAACUUGCCCAAGGGCGUGCUCCUCCAGUCAAUUACACUAUCAAUGGCAACGACUAUACUAUGGGCUAUUACCUUGCGGACGGUAUUUAUCCCAAGUGGCGAACUUUUGUGAAGACGAUUCCAUCACCUGAGUGUUUGAACAUUGAAUAUGAUCAACUUGAUGAUAAUCUCCCCGAAUUGUCGCGCAAUCAUACAACUGAGCUUACAGACUUCAUCCAGCGUCAUCAUGAUAUUAGAGACAGUUCGGCACAUCAUCAACUUCAAGAAGAUAUAAUUGAACAUCAAUGGCUUUUACAUUCACAACAUUAG
Carya illinoinensis is the source of this 906-nucleotide messenger RNA. RefSeq lists its product as uncharacterized. The record is from RefSeq and is a predicted model, not a curated record. The coding region runs from base 1 to 906 and encodes 301 amino acids. The transcript is spliced from 3 exons. NCBI's taxonomy places the organism in Eukaryota, Viridiplantae, Streptophyta, Magnoliopsida, Fagales, Juglandaceae.